AUGCCGACGGAGGCCAGCGCCCUGCUGCAGCGGAUCGGCGCAGGCGCCAGCCUGCAGCUCCUGCAAGGCGCCGUGCGAGCCCUUCGCUCCCUGUCCGGCCGCGAUGCCACGGUGCUGCUGCGAGGUUUGGGCGCGGCCUCUGCCUGGCAACUCUCCUUGGACUUCCUGCAGACCAUGCGGGCCCGAAGCUCCGCAAGCUCCGCAAGCUCCGCGUCGCUGGUCCACUGGAACUGCGGCCUCUCUGCGAUGGGCUGGUGCACGGCGAUCCAGCUACGCCAGCUGCAGCUGGAGCUUGACACCAUCAGCUUCAACACCAUCAUAGGCAACUGCGAGCAGGGCAAGAAGUGGACUUGUGCGCUGGAUGUGCUGGCGGAAAUGGACCACCGAGCCAUCGGAAAGGACACAGGCUCCCGCAACAUCAUCAUGAACGUCUUGGACAAGUGCGACAGGUGGCGCGAAGUCCUAGAGCUUCCGCGGGAGAGUGGCGACCUUGUGACCUACACCAUCCUUUUACGCGCCACUGGGAGAUUGGGCUGGCAGGAAGCACUGAGUCUAUUGGCAGAGGCACAAGCCUCGCAGCUGCGGCUGGACACUGGCCUGGGGAACUCCGCCCUCAGCAGCCAAAAGGACUCCUGGCGCGCGGCCCUGGCGACGGGCGACGCCUUCAGAGCCUUAGCAAAAGGUGGGCUUCCGGGCUUCCAAACUGAAGCGGCGGGCUUCCGCAAGACAUCAUCUCUUGCAAUGCGGCCAUCAGCGCGUGUGAGCAGGCUUUUCAUUGGCUGA
This is a messenger RNA of Effrenium voratum, 783 nucleotides long. The record is from the annotation of a GenBank genome assembly. Lineage: Eukaryota; Dinophyceae; Suessiales; Symbiodiniaceae.